Messenger RNA from Dendroctonus ponderosae (mountain pine beetle), 5443 nucleotides. Its product is annotated as constitutive coactivator of PPAR-gamma-like protein 1. The transcript is spliced from 17 exons. Lineage: Eukaryota; Metazoa; Arthropoda; Insecta; Coleoptera; Curculionidae. The record is from RefSeq and is a predicted model, not a curated record. Gene Ontology annotation, cellular component: nucleus. Bases 428 to 3262 code for a protein of 944 amino acids.
AAUGACAUGUGGACCCCGUCAUGCGCCAUAAAUGAAAGCCGCUUCCGGUAAACAUCCCUCUAUAAGCUGUGCUUUUAUGAUCGUUUUUUUUACUAAUUUAUCGCAUUUUUUUCCCUAUUUACGUUUCGAGAGACUUCCGGCUGAUCCAGACUUGGUUCCCAGUGAGUUUGGCGCAUUCGUUUGAUGAUUGUCACGCGUCGUAUCCAAAGAAUCGGCGAUUAUCUUCACCGGCAGGCGUCCAAACAUGGAGCCUUCUAGGCGUCUAGCUGGCAGCAGUUUUGCGUAAAGCACACCCUUACUACAGCUUAUAUACAAUUGACUACAUCCGAGAUUGAUUGCCAUCUAUUUUGCACCCUCAUUAAAGACUGAGCAUUGGAAAAUUGAUAUGAACUCUUCUAAUUGAGCCUCUGGAGUCGCCAACUGAAUCAUGGGAGUGCAGGACUUGCAGACUUUUUUGGAGAGUGUCGCUUUAGAAGGGGGCUCAGUAUCGGUGGACCUGUUGAAAAUUGCCAGAAAUGUGUGCCAGCGACAGCAACCCCACAAUACAAACCGCAAAAUUAGGCCUCCCGGCGGCAACAAACUACGUUUAAUUGUGGACGCUGAAAAUUGCCUUGACAGGUUAUAUGGGGGCUAUUAUUCAGAUUGGGCCUGUGGAGGACAAUGGAACCGAAUGAUUCAAUAUUUAUCGUUACUGUGCAGUGCUUUGGAGAAUGGUAACAUUGAAGUAGCCGUCGUGUUUAAUGGAACAAUUGAGCAAUGCCGCAUGGAUGAGUGGAAAGCCGAGCAGGCAAAUGCGCGACAGAAAGUCGGCAUGGUGUUAAAGCACAUCAACACCAAAGGCACGCCGCCUCCCAAGGUAUGGUGGACGCCCCCUAUUACUUUGAGAGCAGGCCUGAGAAUGGCGUUGCGACAUUUAGGAGUUCAUGUGAUGUGCACCAUGGACGAUCAUCAUCAGGAAGUCAUAGCAUAUUGUCGCGAAUAUGGAUUUCAUGGCCUUUUGGCUGACGAUGCUGAGUAUGCUGCCUUUGACCCUCCUCGCUAUUUUUCCUCCGAGAAUUUGAAACUUACUUAUAAGAGCUCUAUUGAGACAAAGGAAUACAUGCUGAGUGUAUUGACAAAGUCGCUUAAUGUGACCCAGGAGCAGAUUUGUAUCAUGGCAGCUUUGCUUGGCAACUUUUUGUUGCCUGAAAGCGAACUGCAAGACUUGUACAGGAAAAUCAAUUUCGUCAAAAAAGAAGAAGACUUUGCUGAAAGUUCAGUGAGAUCUCUGGCCGAAUUUGUUAGAACCCUGCCACCGUCUUCAAAUAUGGAAGGUCUAGUAAUCGCAGUUUUUGGAUCAUUGGAAGACAAACGAGCUGCUCGAUUCAGGCAGUCGGUUCAGUAUUAUCUAAAUGGCACAGCCAGUGGCUUUCUAAAGUAUGGAGCGCCAGCAAAGCCCAGGCAGAAAAAUAUUGAAAAGAAAAACAUUCCGGUACCUAAAGACGAGGCGGUCGUAGACCAGCUGGUGUUUGCUUCAGAGACUUCGGAGCAACAAAGAGAAACGCUGCAAAACUACAACUUGUUGACUGCUAAUAGUGUCUUGUCGUCUGAUUUUGCUGAAAUGGACAUUCUCAUUAAGUCAGCAGAAGGAACCUUGGUGGACUCUCUUUUAGAUGAUUCUCCAACCUCGUCUACUGAUCCUUUACAACGCGAAAACGGAGUGGCUAACGGCGGCGUUCAUACGGGUGUCAAAGAAGCCCAAGAUGCUAUCAAGUUUUCCAGUGGAAAAUCCAACAGUAACUCAAGCAAGCAAUCGGGCUCCAAGCAUGAAAACAUUGUGGUCCCUUCAGUUUCCCCGGACGUUUUGCGUACAGCAUCGCUCCGUCAUCAAAAGGGACUGAUGGCCCCCACCAUUCUUCAUGUGCUGAGUACUCAAGAAGUGCGGCUUCCUUGUCUGAUGGAAGACGAAGGCAACAGAGAGUUUCCUCCGAUUCAUGAGAUUUACCUGCCGCUCAGACGGCGAAUUUAUGCAGUUUUAUUUAACUUGCAUCAUUUACGUUAUGUUUACACAAAAAAGAAAGAGAGCGGAGAAUUAGCAGAGAAUGCUCCGCCACCAGACGUGGUGGUGAAGGAAUGGGUAUACAGCAGAUCUAACCCCUAUCAGACUCCCGAACAAGUAAAGGCUGAACUUUUACCAUGGGCUGUGCCCACAUUGCAACGCCUAUGGUUUGGGCCGGCUGUGGACGAUAAACGGCGCCGAAUGCGAGCCUUUUUAUCCUGCCUCAACUCCGACACCCCCCUGAUCCUGAACACAGCCUAUGUACCCCAACAUAUGUUGAUUAUGGCAUGCGUUUUAAGGUACAUAAUGUCCCAAGAUCGCCCGAUUCUUCGCAGAAAUGAGCUCGAUUCUUUCUUGUGUCAAGCAUUCAAUCCGAAUUUGAUGAACGUUCAACAUCUGCAAGAACUUACUUUGAACUUUGUAUUAAGUCGCGGUGUUCAGCUAGCUGCGCUCUUUAUGAAAGGAGUAGAUAUGGCCAUAUUGGCUAACGACGCCUGCGGCGCCCCCUUGCCUUGGCUCAUGUGCUGUCCCUGGCUGUAUUUCGACGGCAAACUGUUCCACUACACCCUAUCCAGAUCAUCGCAUGCCAAAAACAUUCUGGAAGUAUGCGACAACUAUAUCGAACGUGUGGUCAAGGUAGAGCGGAUGAGGAAGGCCAUUCUAGAGGGGCUUGACUUCAAGUUUGUCAAGGUGCCUCCACCGCAAUUCCAAACAGGUAUACCGGCAAAUUAUUUGCCUGCAUUGCCUUUGCCUUCGGCCCGAGUUGGCCCGGGAGCUAGAGGGCGGCCAAUUCCGUCCCGGGGCGGUCAGUUGCAAGUGGCCGGAGUUGUUGUAGGCUCUUGGGGCGCCAACUACGGCUAUCAGAACAACUUGAGACAGGGACAACAAAUAAUGCCGGCCGGAAUGACCCCAUACAGAGCCCGCGGCCGAGGCUAUGCUGGAGCUGCGUUUGGACGCGGCAGGACUCCAAAGCCAAUCACGUAUCCAGUGGUUAACAGGAAAAGUCAGGGAAACAAAAAGCGCAACACUAACAAAUCUAACAAGGAAAAGCAAUUGAAGGGGCUGCCUUUAACUGUUAAAACCGAUAACGGAGACGUGCAAGUGAAUGAAAUAAUCGCAAAUUCAAACGGCGAAUCUGUCGGCUCAAGGGAGAAAUCAGAAGACUGCGCCAAGACAGCGGACCAUAAAGGACAGGGCGAUGCUCCUAGUCUUGUGUCAGUCUAAACUUCCAGCCUAUACUUAUAGUUUUCCCUAAAUUGACUAGAUGAUGAAUUCUCAAGAAUUUUCAUUAAUUUGGAAAAUCUUUGGAAUCCACUACUAGCAAAACGGGAAAAAAUCCUUCGAGGAAUAAACUUGUGUUGCAGUGAAAGUGAAGUUGUCGGGGAUUGUGUUGUCUGUAAGCUUCCUUAGAUGAAGACUGAAACACCCGUGAACAAUUUGCUAUUAAGAUAUAUACAGGGUCGGAUUUUUGCAUGUUGCGGCACUGAUAAAAUGCUGUGUUCAGAUUAGUCAAAGCGACUGAUUGUUUUGAGAGCAUAUUGUAUAUUUUUAUAUGUUUGUUACAACUGUUAUAAUUAUAUUGACUGAGACGUCGCUACAAUGUAUGCGCGCAACUGUGAUCAUAUUUAUGGUAUUUAUAUAUUAGAUCUGUUGAUUUGGCCACUUUGAUCGCUCUGCACUGCAGAUCCAAAGUUGGGUUUGACUGGAAUAAGGAUAUGGUUCACGAAAAUCGUCAUAAAUAUAUAUAUAUAACCCUGAAGAUUGCAAAACCCUGAUUUAUCCGCCUAUGUAGGCUUAAAGAAAUUCAAGUUUUUACAUGUUUGAACGUAGGCGAAGUUUACUCCCAACACUCAAGUACGUUGCAUCCGAACGUGUACAAAACAUUCUUCAUUGUUCUAAUAAGUAAUGUCCAACAUGUAUUACAAAAUCACUUUUGAGUGCAUUUGCUUGUGACUAAAUGUUACUUUCAACCGAAACACCCACUAAGAUUUGAAAACCAAAAAUCAUAUUUGAUCAUACAAUCUUGCGCAUUAUUGCUCAUACGAGACAAUAAAGCGUGUAUGUAAAACUACAAUGGCAAAAAAUGUCUAAAUGAUAAAAGAAAUAUUAUUGAUGAAUCGACCGCGAUUCUUUACCCGAAAAAAAUAAUUAUUGUAAUGAUAUAUUACUUAUCAAAAACGGUAUAACCACUUUAAAUAUUUUACGUAGCUGUUCAGUAACAGAUCAUACACAGCGACUCUAUGAAGGGUCGCCUCAGAUUAGCUCACCAUUUACGUAGUUUUAGCCAAGUCUUUGAAUAGACCAUGAACUAGUAAUUGUUCGUAAAAAGCUUCUAAUGGUAAUUUAUAUAACCUUUUUGCUUAAUAUAAUUAUCUCUUUAAUAUUGAACUGUGCGUCAAUGAAUAUGCAUAAAUGCCCAAAAAGUUUUGUAUUUUUUCGGAUACUUUUUUAAACUUUAUUACAAAAUGUCAUUGGGCAAUGCCUGCAUAUAUGUUAAUUUUUGUUUAAUGAUAUUUCAAAAGUUACUGUUCAGCAUUGUUUUCUAACCGUUUACACUCGACUUAUUGUUGAAAUAUUUAAAGGCUUCCUCAUUUCCUUACCAUAUAACAACGUUAAACACAUGCAGAGAUUUUUUAUUAUAUCAGCCUGAAAAACUAGCCCACAGUAAUUUAAGCGAGAUACUUCAUAUAAAUUUUGGUUUUAUUAGGCUUCCAAUAGUAUUUGAAUGUAAUUGACGUGCGGUUUACUUGAUUUGAAAAAAUGUUUAAACCUUUAGUCAUUAUGAAAUUUUCAUACAGAUCUUGCUGGCGCACAACGGAUUAAUGUAUGUUUUCCUGAAGCAAAUGACUAAAGGACUCUAUAUUAUGAGAAAAUCCGAAUGUUUGCUUUGUUUCUUAUGUAAGAAUGCUUUCUAAUUUUUAGUUUUAAGGGAUGGUAAUUUUCCCCAGAGUGCAUUUAUCAAAUUUCCAAUAAACUUGUAUAAGUCAUUCUCGGUCGCACGAUAAUAAAUAGUAAUCAUAUUUAAUGCUUGAACUAUUUAGAUUUUUCGAAAACAUGUAGUAGAGUAACUUUAUUGUUUUCAAUUUCCGCUGUUGAGAAAAACCUAUUGUAACUAUGUAAUUGCUGAUUAUGGUAUAUUGUAUUGGCUCUGUGGGUGAAAAGGGCAUCCAUGUAAUUGUUAGACAUAGUAAUUGGGGCAGGCCUUUAGUGCUCAGCCACCGUUAAAUUCACACACACACUUUUUUCUUGUAAUCAUUUUUCUUAGUAAAAACAUAACCAUUCAACUGUUCAACGAUGAUUUUUUUCGAGACAAACGGCCUCUGAUCUGAACAAUGUUCUUAACUGAAUGAACUUAGUGGUGCAGUUGAAGGCGUUUGUUUGAUGUCUAAUAUACUAUUGAACCAU